UCAUUGAGUUAAAUUUCCAAAAAAAUUAUUAAAAUUAAAAGAAAAAGUUUGAAGUCAAAAUUAAAAAUAAUCAAUAAAAAAUUAAUCAAUAUUUAUUUGUUUGGCAAAAUUAUUCAAAAUUCUGGGUUUUCUCUUCAAUCAACUGCAAAUAUGCUGAACACUAUUUUGGAUACCGUUUUCAAUGGCCUGCUAAUUGGUACCUCUGGAUACGCCAUGUUUGCUCUUAAUCCUUUAGAGCAUCCCUUUGCGUUCACCGCCUCUGCUGUAGGAUUAUGUCAUGGUUGUGCUGGUAUCUAUACCCGUUUCUUGGAUAGUUCCUGUGGAGCUGAAGGCUCCGAAGGAAAGUGUAUGAAUCGUGCUAAAAAAUUAACAACCAGUUGCAUGGAAAUCAUAACAGUCCCCUUGAUCAACAUUGAUUUCUAUAGAAGUUCUCAGCAGAGCAAUGCUUUGUCUUUGGGUCAUGGUUUAUUUAUUAUACCACUGGCCUUUGAUUUAACUUUUAAAUUUUUUGCUUCUGAAGGGGAUGAGGGUGAAACUGUGGCAGUUUUAAAGGAUCUAACUGUUUUGGGGAAUAUUGUGUCUUUAUUGUUCUUUGCGGUAAAUGAAAAUAAUCUUCCGGCCGGCAUUAUGGCCUUAUCGGCAUUUUUUUCCUACUAUGGUUCGGUGCUGAUGGAAAGUGUGCUGAGUGGGACAGGAGAGAAUUCAAGUUUGGCAGGUUAUGCCCUGUUCUUUGGUAUAAUGCCUUUGGCAUUAGGGGCUGGUGGUGAGGUAGCUACUUGAGCAAAUGUGGAAACUUUUAUUUUGUAAAACUAUAUUUCAUAAAAGAAUAAUUGCAAUAAUGAAUACAUAUGUAUGUAAAGAUUUGGUUUCUAAAUUUAAUUGCAACUAAUUCAUUUAGAG
Messenger RNA from Calliphora vicina (urban bluebottle blowfly), 900 nucleotides. RefSeq lists its product as uncharacterized. NCBI's taxonomy places the organism in Eukaryota, Metazoa, Arthropoda, Insecta, Diptera, Calliphoridae. The record is from RefSeq and is a predicted model, not a curated record. Bases 151 to 780 code for a protein of 209 amino acids. The transcript has a single exon.